GUUUAUGAAAGGGUUCACUUUCUACAAUGAGAAUGAACAUAAUUAUGAAGGCAAUUUUGUGUUUGGUAUUGUUUUUCUUUUUGUCGAUAUUGGGUAAGUAAAGUAUUUUAUCAACAAUAAAGUAAGAUACAUAAAAAGCGGUACAUUUAUAUAUAUAUAUAUAUAUAUAUAUAUAUAUAUAUAUAUAUAUAUAUAUAUAUAUAUAUAUUAUAUAUAUAUUAUAUAUAUAUAUAUAUACAUAAUAUAUAUUAUUUUUAUGUGUAAAAAAAUUUUUUUUUUUUUUUGUAUAUAUUGUGUAAAAAAAUUAUUUUAUAAAAAAAAAAGAAAGAUAUAAAAAAAGAGAUAUAUUUAUAUAUAUAUAUAUAUAUAUAUAUAUAUAUAUAUAUAUAUAUAUAUAUAUAUACAUAUUAUAUAUUUAUAAUAUAUAUGUAUAUAUACAUAAUAUAUAUUAUUUGUAAGUGUAAAAAAAGGAAGAUCGAUACAUAAAUGGAUGAAUAAAGAGCUUUAAUCAAAACUAACUCACAUUUAAAGUUUCUUAACAGUGGAAAAAAUAUUUGAACAUUAAUAAUUUAUUUCAUUUGUUCCAGGCAAUUUUAAAAUUUAAGCAAAUUCUAAAUUUAUUGUAUAGACGUGUUUUUAUAAUAUAUGCUACGAACAAUUUUUAAGGUUUAUGAUAUAUUCUUUUACUGAAUUAACAUCACCAUAUUUAUAUAAUAAUAUUUAUACAUUAUAAUGUUGGUAGAAACAUAAAUCUGCCUUUGGUGGAUUAUUUUAUUUCAUGUUUUAAUUUUAAAACAAUUCGUACAUUUCUUUACAUUUUAGUGAAGGGUAAAAUGUCUUGUACUCCUGCUGAAGAAAACAAGAAUCACACCAUAAGCUUUAUGCUCCCUUCUAAAGCAGAGAAGAAUGAUAUCAGAAUAGUAUCAAUGUUUCAACACAUUGGAACGUGUCACCCAAACACUCAAAUAUGUGCAAAUUCUUACUCUGAUAAAUUUAACAUUACAAUGACCUCCCAAAAAUAUGACCAAGCUGUUACAGUUUUGAUAUACAACCUCAGUAGGAAGCUAUUUUCAAAAGAGAAGCAGUGGUUUAGAGCAUAUUAUGAGAAUUCAAUUACGGACAAUAAAAGUAUUUGUAACGUAACUGUUUUCGGUACGUACAUUUGUGUUCAAUCAUAACUUUUUUAUUGCAACUUCUAAAAGACUUGACUUUGUUCUUCCUUGUGUUGUGAAAACUUUAAUUACGUCCCAGCAAUGCCUGGUUGUAAUCACACACAAGGACAUAUACAAUUAAGACCUGGGGAAACAUAUAUUAUUUAUAUUUUUGAUAGUUAAAGAAUUUUGAAAUCUGAUUUCUUCGUAUAUUAUUAUAUGCAAUAAAUCAAAUACAUUUAGAAUUGUACCUUUCAAAGAACCAUUAAAAUUUAGGAUAUCGAAAUGCAAAUUUAUAUGUUUGCAAUAUAUAUAUGUGCUUGACUACAUAAAUUUAUUAAAUUUUAUACAAAUUUCAGCCAAACCUGAAGACAUCACAUGCAUGAACAGUAUAUUUCAUGACUAUUUGUAUGUCACUUGUAUUGCACACAAAAUCUACCCCAACGGAAUCUGUCUUCAUCGGAUGAGUAUUAAUAAUGUGGGCUGAAAACUAAUUGUUUUAUAAUACUAAAUGAUACAAAAAUAUUUUAAUAUGUGUAAAAAGUAUGUUAAUUUAAAAUGAAUUAGUUUAAAACAAUUACAAAAUAUAACUAUCUUUUUUUCAGCCAGUUGAUAAGCCAAUUUUGACCGAAAUGUGCAGUGCUAGGAUGGAUGGAGAUCCAGAAUAUUUCACAUCCAUUUGUACGUUUGGAUUCCUUCUGUCAGCGCUAAGGUCUGGAACAUCUACUUUAAAUAUAACAAUUUAUCCUAAUGUCACCAAUGAUGAGUCAGACGUACAGUAUGGGAUGGAGUUUGUACACUCAUUUAUAUUGGGUAGGUUUGUUAAAAUGUGUUAAUGUAACUUUUCAUUUGUUUAAUUACAUGAAAUAAAUUAAGUCCUUUUUCAAAAAUAUAAUAAUGAUAAUAAAAAUAUAUUAUCUUUUGAGUUUUAAUUUCAUCUGCUAAGAAAAUUUAAUAAAAACACACGUUCUUUUAAAAAAGACGUUUCUUUGUAAUAAUAUACCAUAAUUUUUUUUCUAAUAUCAAUAUACAGUUAAAAUAUAUAUUUAUCAAAAAUGUGUGUGCUAUAGUCACAUAGUAUACAGCUAAAGUACCUUUUUUAAAAUCCUUGUUCGCGUUUUUAUACUCAAUUAAAUUUAUGUUUUGUUUGACUAAUGGGCAGAUAGUUCGACUCUAAAUAUAGGUGAAUUAAGUUUUUAUGAGCAAAAUGUAUCGACAUUAUGCGUCAAUAUGUUUCCGCAAUUGUAAUUGGAACGCUCAACAAAAGUAUAUACAUUCAAAAUAUCGCACAUAUCUCAAAGAGAUCUGAUGAAAAUAGUUUUAUUUCGGAGCUACACAGAUUAGCUAGGCUGCUAGCAUGGCGCUUGUCAUCCCGACACAACACAAACUUUUUUUAAUCUGUAAUGUGAGUAAAUAUAGUAGCAAUUAUAUGAAGAAUUUUUUUUUUUUUUAAUUUUUAGAAAUGCAGAUUUUAAAUAUUACACGUUUUUGUUCCACAUACAUUUGAAGCGUUCAGCUGUAAUAUUAUAUUUUUUUACCAUUUUAGUGACAUUUUGUUAAAAAUAGUAUGUUUUAAAAUAUUUAAAUUUAUACAAAAUUAUUUGGUAUUUCUUUGAUUGUUACCUUUUACCUGAAGAUUAUAAAAAUAAAUUAUAAAACUAAAACAUUCAAAACUAAGAAUAAACUUUUAUUUAUUUUUCAAUUUGCAAAUAUGUAUUCGUUUUUUGUAAUCUAGGUCCUCCAAAUCUAAUACACGCCACGAAAGAGAGCCACACACCAGCUUUUCAGACCAGCAAUUUAAAUGGCACCGUUUCAGUUGAAAUUAACAUGAUCUGCUUCCCCAAACCUAAAGCGUAUCGUUUGAUUAAAGAGGAUGGUUCUGAAAUUAAAUUUGAUCAGGUCAAAAAUGGUAAUGCUGCUUCGGAUGGC
Molecule: messenger RNA, 3080 nt
Organism: Lymnaea stagnalis (great pond snail)
Lineage: Eukaryota; Metazoa; Mollusca; Gastropoda; Lymnaeidae
Source: the annotation of a GenBank genome assembly